ACUCGGGCGUCCCGAGCGAAGCCACGGGCGCGCCGGAAUCGAGGAGGGUCGGGCGAAGCGCUGCCUCCUGGUUUCCCCUUUCCCGACCAGAAGCGCGCCGAUCCUCCUCCUCCCCACUCGCGCCGAAAGGAAAAAAAGGGAAACGCCGCAGGGAAGAAGGGAAAAUGCAGCCGCGGGGCGCCACGCGAGCGCUCCGACAUCCGCUGGCUGCCCCAUCACACACACGCCAGCAACGCGUUCGCGGCGGCACUGGGCAAGAAGUAGUGUGCGUGGUGCGCGCGAUGAUUGGAACGAACCCCGCUGCUGGGUCUUGCACCUCGAGGGCCCGCCGUCAGCGCGUGCCGUCGGGGGAAUAUCUCUGUUGUCGGUCCCUGCUGCUCUGGAUAAUCGCUCUUGUCGAAGGCAUAUCGUGUCUUCGGCUACUGGAGAUGUCGGCGCCAUCCGUGGCGAUCCAUGGCCGCGGCAUGUGGCUGAACUGCAGCUUCGACCUCGAGUCCGACGAGCUGUACUCGGUCAAGUGGUACAAGAACGACACCGAGUUCUACCGGUACAUCCCCCGGGACAGACCGCCCGCGCAGAACUACGACUUGCCGGGUGUGGUGGUCGACAUGUCCCGCUCACGAGAAGGUCACGUGUUCAUCUCAUCCGUGAAUUUGUCCAGCGAGGGUAACUACCGCUGCGAGGCUUCUGCCGAGGCGCCCUCCUUCCAGACCGUGGUUGGGGAGAAAGAGGUCAAGGUAUUUGUGAUUCCCGAGCACCCACCCAAGAUCCGAGGCACGCGAGCCAAGUACGAAGUCGGGGAACGUGUUGACGUGUCUUGCAGGGCCCCGUACUCGCUACCUGCUGCCAAGCUUGUCUGGCACGUCAACGACCAAGAGGUUCCGUUCAGCGAUGUGCACGGCCUGGAGACCCUGUAUGACUCUGAAGGGCUGCAGAGUUCAGGAGUCCUCCUGUCAUUCGUCCUGCAGCCCUACCACGUGACUGGCAGCUCGCUGCGGCUCAAGUGUGUCAGCGUCAUAUCUGAGACGUUCCUGACAUCCAGCGAAGAGCUUAUUGUCGGCGACACGGUUCCUUCCAUACCGUAUCCAGAGGCCAGCCCGCAUAGUCCCAGAAUCGACGGUGGUGCGCCAAAGUACCGAGUCAACGACCUUGUGAACCUGACCUGCAGAUCUUCAGAGUACGACCGGCCUCCGGAGUUGAGGUGGUUCAUUAACGACAAAGAGGCCCGUCCUGAGUACCUGGUGAGGCACGAGCUGCAGAGAUACCCGAGGUACGCUGCAUCACUGGGCCUCCGAUUCAGGGUACGGCCCGAACACUUCGAGGAUGAACGCAUGCAUCUGCGCUGCACGGUGACGCUGUCGAAUGUCCUCAAUACCAGCAGCGCGGAGGCGAGCAUCAAAAACAAGCACCGAGCCAUGUCGGGAUUCAGAGCAGCCAGCAAAGACGUAUCCAAUGGAGCAACCUGCGUGUUGGUGCCAUUGCUGUCGAGUCUACUGGUUUUGAUUGUACUGCCGAAGCUGUGAAAAGUGGCGCCAGUCAUCACGCAAAACGCAAGCAACUGAGAAUUCACUGCCUCACCAACAACCCUGCUUUUUAUUCGUCUGAGGACUUGUACGCUCUUCUACGACAGCAUUUCUGGCCACUCAGUUGGUGCCAAGGACACUCAUACAAACCUGGCCUGGAGGCGAAGUUUUGGGUCUCGAAGGAUGCUACACUGGAAAAUGUCGCUAACGCCGGCUGGACAUGCUCUGAGCACCAUUUUCAUUUACACCUCUACAACCUUGCGAAUGUUUGGUGUACGUUGUGCUGGUGCCUUUGUUUUUGUGAACCGUCAUAGCACCUGCGUGUUCGUAAGCCAGGACAAGAGUGCUUCGUUGAAGACAAGACAACAGUUUUUUUGUUAUUAAAAGUGUUGAUAUCCUAA
This is a messenger RNA of Dermacentor andersoni, 1924 nucleotides long. RefSeq lists its product as uncharacterized. The record is from RefSeq and is a predicted model, not a curated record. NCBI's taxonomy places the organism in Eukaryota, Metazoa, Arthropoda, Arachnida, Ixodida, Ixodidae.